Chilo suppressalis (striped riceborer) is the source of this 4319-nucleotide messenger RNA. Lineage: Eukaryota; Metazoa; Arthropoda; Insecta; Lepidoptera; Crambidae. The record is from the annotation of a GenBank genome assembly.
GCCACGGAUGCAAUACGCAAUGCCACAUUGACAGCUGAAAUUGUCAACAAAGCGGCAGCAUUUAUUGUCUACAGUGCUAGUGCGUUCAACUGAACGAACACUCGCGCUAGCCGCGAAACGCGAACAACACGUGGCCUACUAAUAUUAGACCGACCGACAACGCCGGUAUGACACACAAGCGAUAAAAUCAUUAAAACACUCGUAGACUGUGAACUAGACACCCGCGAACGCCACAGAUCAUAAAUGUUAAUUCCAAGUGUGUGUAAAAAUGAGCAGCAGUGGAAAAUGGAGGGAGUAUGCGGCAGCACUCAGUGCGACCCUGAUCACGGCGGCGGCGGGUACCACAGUCGGUUGGACUUCCCCAACGCUGCCCGUGCUGCUGGGGCCAGACUCGCCCAUCAAAAUCUCCAACGACGAGAGCUCAUGGAUCGUCUCGCUCAUGAUACUUUGCUCAGCUGCCAGUCCCAUACCGGCGUCGUAUUUGGCGGACAAGAUCGGCACCAAGAAGACUCUGCUGCUUGCCUCGGUGCCGUAUAUCAUCGGUUGGAUCCUGGUGAUGCUGGCUAACAAUGUACCCACUAUUUACGUUUCCCGACUCAUAUCUGGUCUGGGAUACGGCAUCGCUUACACUGCGGCACCCAUGUACCUUGGAGAGAUUGCUUCCGAUAAAGUCAGAGGAGCCAUGGCGACCCUCAUCACUGUCAUGUCUAAGUUCGGCAUCUUAUCCCAAUAUUGCAUCGGCCCUUACGUCUCUAUGCUGGGUUUAGCGAGUUUUAACAUCGCUAUACCAAUCCUCUUCGUGGUAACAUUCAGCGGUAUGCCAGAAUCUCCAUACUACUUCAUCAAGUCAGGAAGACUAGAACAAGCUGAGGGUUCCCUAAAGAAACUACGAGGCAAAGGCUUCAUGAGAGAAGAACUAGACAGCAUGACUACUUUAGUCAACGGAAACAUGAAGGAAAAAGGUCGAUGGAAAGAUUUAGUCACCGUAGGAGGAAACAGAAAGGGAUUAAUAAUAUUACUUGGGAUAUAUUUUACGCAGCAGUUUUGCGGAAGCACUGCUAUAAUAUCGUACGCACAGCAAAUUUUUGGCGCAGCAGAAGGUGGUUUGGGUGCUGAAGUAUCAUGCAUACUCUUUGGUUCUGUGCAACUAAUUACGUCUGCCAUAUCAUCACAACUAGUCGACAGACUAGGGAGAAAGCCGCUGUUGUUAGUAUCUUCUUGCGGCGUUGGCUUGGCGAAUGUUAUAAUCGGUGCCUAUUUCUUUAUCAAAGAUAUGAACAAUGAGUACAUAGUGAGUCUGAAAUUCAUUCCUAUUGUUGUGAUACCAAUUUUUAUAUUCUCUUACACCAUAGGUUUAGCUACAGUGCCUUUCGCUAUUACGUCGGAGAUAUUCCCGACCCAUAUUAAGUCAAAGGCCACUUGUGUGAUACAGAUUUGUGUGGCCCUAAUGACAUUUGCAGUUACAAAAUUGUUUCAAGUAGUUAGGGAUAGUUUAGGUGAUUACGUUGCGUUUUGGGGAUUCGGUGUUCUGUCAGUGGCCGGUGUAGUGUUUAUACUGAUUUUGCUACCGGAAACAAAGGGUCAAUCUUUCGCCGCUAUUCAAGAACGGUUGUAUACGCCAAAAGAAAAGGUUGUGUACGAGAAACGCAAUGGUAAUACGGGUGCAGUUAGAAUUGAUAUAUGAUAAAGAGGAUAAGGCGAUACAAAACAAUGUGAUUGAACAUGACUGUAAUACGGUCGGAAGUGAUUUGCAUAUAAUUUGAUAAGACUUUGGUAGCUAAAUUCUCCUUUUAAUUUUAUUAGGAAUGUAUUGCCAUAGUAUUGCGUGUUUGUUGUUAUUUGAAUAAGAUAAAUCACGCAAUUACAAUGAUUAACUCUCAUACACAAAGUCAUGGUUUAUACAUAAGUACUUAGAUUAUUUUUAUAAGUAAGUAUUAACUUAUUUUAACGCGUUACUUAACUAAUUUUUUAUUGUAGUCUUUCAAUACAUAGGUACUGAACUGACUCCCGGUAAAUUUUGUGUGUGUAGUAAUAAUAAAAUAAAAUUAGCUAUAAAUCAACACUUCAAAAAUUCCAUUAUUAGAUUUAUCCUUUUAUUCAGUGUUAUCUUUAAAAAACCAAAUCUUUAUUAAUUUGUUUAUUCCACACUUGUAUAUUUUUAUUACUUGUGUCAUAAUCACAGAACACAGAGAGAGGCUAAAAGGGUGGGUGCUCAUAGACCGAACAACGCGACCUCAAAUAAUCGAACCAAUCAGCGCUCACACCCGAGAGCAACGACGCAAUCAGAACCAUGUUUUAACCUCUUUCUCUGUUCUGUGGUCAUAAUGCGUGAUUCACACCUGCAAAUAGGGUCAAGUGGGGGACAUUGAAAUGGGGCACAGUGUGCCACAAACAUAAGGAGUAUCGCUGACGUUUUCUUAUUUAUCUACGGUCUAUCUUGAUAGACUACUAUCCCAAGUGGGGAUUUAUGGGUUUACUCGAGCGGCUCAGAAUAACAUAUGGGGGCAACCUUGCACUUUGUGAAGUACUCCAACCAUACCUGAGCGUUGCCGUAUGAAUGCCCAGCAUAUAGGGGAAAAAAUAUUCUAGCGCAUCAGACAUUGAGAAGGGGUGUUAGGUGAACCCUCCAGUACCUCCUAUUCCAAAGAAUGACGUUUUGGACGCGACUAAAAGUCAUGGCCGCUAGUUAAAAAUAUUUUUUCCUUCCCUAGACGGUCGGCCCUACAUAGAGGGCUCAGGUAUGUUGGGGUACUUAACAUAGUGUAAGGUUACCCUCCAUAUGUUAUUCUUCCGCGCUCAUAUAAAUCCAAAAACCCCGCUUGGGCUCCCUCAUAACUUGGUUUUAUUAAUUUCAUAUGCCGCCAUCUUAAGCAGCUAUCAUCUGUGCUCCUUGUUACACUGUCCACCGCUCGACUACACAAAUCCUUCCAUCCAUCAAGAUAGUUAUUAGAUAUUCCAGUUCCCUAAGCAAUCAACUUCACUGGUAAGGUUGACCACCAAAUGCCGUUCAGAAUAAUUUUGACACUUUAAAACAUUUUUUUAAAGCAUUUGUACGUUUUGUCAUUAUCUUUAUCUAAUCCGACUUUAGCUAAGGGGCUAAUUUAUUUAUUCUUCUUUAUAUUGUUGUCAUUGAGUUUUAUAUCAGCAUGAUCGCCAAAAAGCAGUGGUACUUACAAAACGUGAUAUUAGAUAAAUGUAAGUACUAGAGAUAAAUACUUUUUAUAACAAUUAUGAUACACACGUUUAUUGUAAAUUUAAAAUGUGUAUACUUAUUGCGUCAUAUAUAUAAAUGCAUUUUCUAUUGUGUUGUUACCAUCUUAGAAGACGAAAGUACAAAUUUUGUAUAUUAUAAUGUAGUAAUCACCAGCAAGCCUUUAGAAACGUACCUAGCGUCCCAACUUUUAUAAUAAUCCAAAUCAUAAUUUGAUUCUGACGAUAUAAAAUCGUUUCCAAAUUGAAGUAGUUAUAUGGAUUUUUACAAUAAAGACGAUCUCAUAAAAACAAAUUGGCUUUUGAUGAAGACUAGGUACGUGUAGUCUUUAUCAAAAUUUAAUUAAAAUAUUCAUCAAAAUAUAGCGUUUUAUUUGAAAUGUUAGUGCGUACUUGAUGCUAGCGAUAUGCUCUUAUUUAUUAAUUAAAAUCUCCUCCAAUCAAACCCUUUAAUGAAAAGGGCUAUUACAAUCUAGCCUCUUUUGGCAAAUAAUUGAGGUUUAGAUAUUCUUCGAACACAAAUGAUAUAACGGUGAUCCUUCGUUAAACAGUACCAUAUAGUUACCAAUUAAGGGAAACAUAAAAAAACGUAUUCGUCCUUUCCAAAGCAAACGACUUAAAAUUACUGCAAUGUUAUAUUCAAUUAGAUUUUACAUCUUCUCCAAAAUAUUUUUGUAUCAGUUCCAAAAGUCUAAGGCUACUCUACCGUUUUGUUCCAAUAUUAUGUUUAUUUUUAUCAAACUGAUACACUGUUUCUUUUUUAUUGAAAAUGAUCCCAUAUUGAUUCAAUAUUGCUUCACAGAGAAAGAAUAAUGUAUUUUAUGUUAAAUUGAGUAUUGGCAGAAUUUAGAUAUUACCUUAUCUCAAAUAAGGGAAUUAACCAAAAUCCAUGAUUGUAUUUUUUUUAUUAUUAAUUAACUUUCUUAAGCGACGACAUUUACUUACUUCCUUCUUUUAGGUAUAAGUAUUGCUGUUCUGUUGCGGAAGAAAUUGUAAAUAGGUACUAAACAUUAUUAUUUUGUUAUGAUUCCAUAAGCUUGCAGCAUGUAAGAAUACAAAAUUAUUCACUAACCAAAAGGAAAAUAAAUGAAAAAUAUUUUUGUAUAGAA